Molecule: messenger RNA, 2889 nt
Organism: Penicillium lagena
Lineage: Eukaryota; Fungi; Ascomycota; Eurotiomycetes; Eurotiales; Aspergillaceae
Product: vacuolar protein sorting protein DigA
Exons: 3
Coding region: 1-2889 (962 amino acids)
Biological process (GO): endosome organization; vesicle-mediated transport; intracellular protein transport
Cellular component (GO): endosome; HOPS complex
Molecular function (GO): protein-macromolecule adaptor activity
Source: RefSeq, a predicted model, not a curated record
AUGGCGCUGGACGGAUCCAGCAGUUAUAUUGCUCCCAGCAACCUGAAGGAGCCCUCGGACUCCCUGCCCAUGUUCGAUGUCCAGCGGGUGCAGCUCCAGUUCCAGGUCGCCGCCGACUUCGUCGCCGCCCAAGUCGCCAACAAUGUGCUAGUGCUGGCCCUCUCAACGGGCCGGAUUCUUCGCAUCGAUCUCGAUAGCCCAGAAGACAUUGAUGACAUCGAUCUCCCCAAGAAGUCCUCCGAAAUCGGCCUGAUCCGGCGCAUGUUCCUCGAUCCAUCGGCUUCGCAUCUCAUCGUCAGCACCACCCUCGGUGAAAACUAUUACCUCCAUACCCAGUCCCGGCAGCCGAAGGCGCUGUCCAAGUUGAAGGGUGUCUCUAUUGAAAGCAUUGCGUGGAAUCCUUCGUUACCAACUGCGUCAACUCGGGAGAUUCUGUUGGGCACAACCGAUGGCAAUGUCUACGAAACCUACAUCGAGCCGUCCUCGGAGUUCUACCGCCGUGAAGAGAAAUACGUCGCAUCUGUCUACAAGGUGCCGGAUGCCUCGCCUGUGAUAGGAGUCUGCGCGGAACUAGUACCCUCUAAGCCCGAUCACAGGAGGGUUUUUGUGGCCACCUAUGCGAAGUUGGUCCACUUCCUCGGCCGGACAGCAACUGCGAGACAUGGACGAGAAGGUGGCGGUUCUAUCUACACACACCUUUUCCAGCAUGGGACAUUUUCGAUCCAUGAGGUCCAGAACCCUUCCGGCUCCGCGCCUGCCGUGCUGAUGGUCUCUCCUUCUAUUUCGGAGGGAUAUCAAACCGACGAAGAAAGUGAAAAGGAGUUUGCAUGGCUCAGCUCACAAGGGAUCUAUCACGGCCAGAUCGAAUCGGACUCCCCAUUUGAGAAUGGCAAGAUGCUUCAGCGUUCAGUUUUCCCCGCUACCGAGUCCUACCGGGGAGGCAAACGAACGGUGCAGAAGCCAAUAUCCGCGAUGACCUUAUCGCAGUGGCAUGUACUGGCACUCGUCGAAGGUCGAGUGGUUGCUGUCAACCGUCUCAGCGAGGAAAUUGUCUAUGACCAGUCAGUCUUGGAGCCCGGGCAGCACGCACUGGGCCUGUUGACGGAUGUCACGCAAAAGACGUACUGGCUUUUCACAGGCCAAGAGAUCUACGAAGUUGUGGCUAACGACGAAGAUCGAGAUAUUUGGAAGACCUACUUGCAUGAGCAGAAAUUUGACGAAGCGCUCCAAUAUGCCCGCGGCGCUGCGCAACGAGAUGCUGUGUUGACUGCUUCGGGUGACUUUUUGGCUGGAAAAGGUAACUUUUUCGAGGCAGCCAAAGUCUGGGGGAAGAGCAGCAAAGGAUUUGAGGAAGUCUGUCUGACACUCAUUGACCACAAAGAGCACGAUGCUUUGCGGAAGUAUCUUCUCUCGCAACUCUCGACAUACAAGAAAGCGUCCACGAUGCAACGGAUUAUGGUUGCGAGCUGGCUUGUGGAGCUUUUCAUGUCCAAGUUGAAUUCCCUCGACGAUAACAUCGCUACCAAGGCCGAGUUGGCGGAAGGUGCAAGUCCUGGGCAAUUCGAAGAGCAACUGGGCAAUGUCCGCACUGAGUUCCAAGAGUUUGUGAACAAGCACAAAUCCGACUUGGACAAGAAGACGGUCUAUGCCAUCAUCAGCAGCCAUGGCCGGGAGGAGGAGCUGCUUUUCUUUGCAACCGCCACGAACGAUCACAGUUACGUUUUGUCGUACUGGAUCCAGCGCGAGAAAUGGUCGGAAGCGUUGGGUGUUCUGCAGCGGCAGAGUGACCCCGACGUUUUCUACAAGUACAGCAGCGUGCUCAUGACACACGCGCCUACAGGGCUGAUUGAAAUUUUGAUGCGUCAGACAAAUCUGGAAAUCGAACGACUCAUCCCCGCGUUGCUGAAUUAUAACAAGUCUGCCAAUGUCUCUCUUGACCAGAAUCAAGCUGUGCGCUACCUGAACUUCAUCAUCUUCCACCAUCCGAAACCCUCAGCGGCCGUCCACAACACCCUGAUUUCAAUUCAUGCUUCAAGUCCAUCGCCCUCAGAGGCCGGGCUGCUCACCUAUCUCCAAUCGCAGCAUUCGUCACCACCCCCAUACGACGCAGACUUUGCCCUGCGUCUAUGUAUCCAGCACAAACGGGUGCAGUCAUGCAUCCACAUCUACAGCGCAAUGGGCCAGUACUUGCAAGCAGUGGAACUGGCACUCGAACACAACGACAUCGAGCUCGCGGCCAUCGUCGCUGACCGGCCAGAGGGCAACGACAAGCUCCGCAAGAAGCUCUGGCUCCUCGUCGCCGAGAAGAAGAUUCGGCAACCCGGAACAGGCAUCAAAGACGCGAUUGAAUUCCUGCGCCGCUGCGAGCUUCUCCGCAUCGAAGAUCUAAUCCCCUUCUUCCCCGACUUUGUCGUCAUCGACGACUUUAAAGACGAGAUCUGCACCGCACUGGAAGACUACUCGCGUCACAUCGACGCUCUCCGCCAGGAAAUGGAUAACUCCGCGCAGACGGCUCACCAGAUCCGCGGCGAAAUCGCAGGCCUGGACUCGCGCUAUGCCAUUGUUGAGCCCGGUGAGAAAUGCUGGAUCUGCUCGCUGCCGCUGCUGAGCCGUCAGUUCUUUGUGUUCCCCUGCCAGCACGCCUUUCACAGUGACUGUCUGGGCAGGGAGGUGCUGGAGGGUGCUGGGGGCAAGAAGAAGUAUAUCCGGGACCUGCAGGCCCAUCUGAGUAAAGGUGAUCUGUCUUCUUCAAGGAGAGAGGAGAUUGUUAAGGAGCUGGAUGCGCUGGUCGCUGAGGCUUGUAUUCUCUGUGGUGACCACGCCAUCAAGCAAAUCGAUAAGCCGUUCAUCACGGACUCGGAGGCGGUCAAUAAUGACUGGAUUUUGUAA